AUGUCGCAGGCGAAACUCACGAAGUUCUUCACAAAGAGCCCCGAGAAAGCAGCCCCAGAGAAAGGAAAGGGGAAGAGAUCCGGAGAAGAGGCUGAUGCAAAGGUUGUGAAUCUGUUGGGAGAGGAAGAACCUGCAACAAAGCGGAGCAGAGCCAAUGAAGAGCAGGAUUCUGGAAACAAGGGUGCAAGGCCUGCCCGGCUGACAGGCAGGAGUCCACGCUCGGGUUCACAACGCAAAUCCACUGCCUCCUCUGGCAAUGGCACCAGUGCUCGCAGCAAAAGUGCAAAAUCGCCAAGGUCCAAGAAGACCCAAGGAGAAGCUCCAAGGAUUUUGUCAAAGAGGAAGCGCAAACCGAGCAUCUUGGAUUUUGAUUCUGAUGAGACAUCAGAUGGAGGUGCUGCAACAGAUGACGAUUUCGAGAUUGGCAACGACGGGGACGCAGACGACACUGACAGUGAAUUUCUUGUCGACCUUGCUGACUCAUCGGAUGACCAUCCAGUCUCAAAGCCAAGGGCUGGCUCUGGGCGGGUUUCAGCAAAACCAUCUGUAAAGUCACCGCCAAGAGGGCAACGUGUGACCACCCCAGCUUCUCAGCCUUCAGCCAAGAAGAGCAGGGUGCAGGAUAGUGUGGCAAGGGGGACGGGAGAACGAAAGCUGCCAGGAUCGCUUGCCCCAAAACCCAAGCCUGUGACGCCGCAGCCCAAGCGGGAGACGAGCGCAGAUGCAAAGAAGGCGCAGGAAUCAGUGGAAAAGGCCAUACACGAUCUGCCACCAGAAUCAGAUAUAAAAUUUACAAAGAUGGAGCAGAAGGAGGGUGGCUGGGGCCAAGGGAAUGAAGGCACUGCUCCUCCCAACCAUGGCAACAAGCCUACACCUGAGGGGCACCCUGAGUGCCUGGUGGGCAAGACCUUUGUCAUCAGUGGUGUGCUGGAUUCAUUGUACCGCUCGGAUGCUGAGAACCUCAUAAAGCGUCAUGGGGGGAAGGUGACGGGGUCGGUCAGUGGAAAGACGUCCUUCCUGCUGUGUGGAGUCAACACCGGAAAUUCAAAGCUUCAGGCGGCAAAGCUCAAGCACACCAAACUCAUUGAUGAGGAUGGGCUGUUCAGCCUCAUCAGGGCUUCUCAGUGUGCAAUUGAGGAAAGCAAGUCCCUGCAUCCUCCAGUGGCUAGUGGCAGCACGUCCACAAAGAUACUGGCUGCGGGCCCUUCGCGAUCCGCUUCUGGACCCCAGGAUGACCUUCUUUGGGUGGACAAGCACCGCCCACGUGACUCCUCAGAGCUGAUUGCCAACCCGACGCUGUUCAGCAACCUGCGGCAGUGGCUGCAGAACUGGAGGGCUGUGCAUCUUGAAGGCCAGGAGGCUCCAAAUGCGAAGGGCUCGGGACGCGGCAAGCCACUGGAUAUGAACAAGAAGGCUGUGCUGUUGAGUGGAUCGCCAGGCAUAGGGAAAACCACUGCAGCCCACAUUCUGACCAGGGAGAUGGGCUACAAUCCCAUCGAGGUGAAUGCCAGCGACACUCGCAACAAGGCUGACCGAGACAUCAAGAAGGGGGCUGCAGGGAAGCUGUCCAAUGUAAUUAAAGAAGUUGCAACAAACACGACCAUAGGAGCGAAUGGCCGCCUGCAGCGAGAGGUUCUCAUCAUGGAUGAGGUUGAUGGGAUGUCAGCUGGUGAUCGUGGUGGAGUUGCUGACCUGAUUCAGACCAUUCACAAAACCAGGAUUCCCAUCAUCUGUAUUUGCAAUGACAAAUACAACCAGAAGUUGAGGUCACUGCGCAAUCACUGCCUUGAAUUAGAAUGCAGGAAGCCGACAACGCAGCAGAUCGCCAAACGCAUGAAGGACAUCAUCCAGCAAGAGGGCCUGAGCUUUGCAAACGAUGCGGCCCUCGAGGCGGUCAUCGAGCGGGCAAACGGCGAUGUGCGGCUUGUGCUGGGCACCUUGCAAAUGCUUGCGCGGGGGCAGUCGUUUGUGACAUUUGACGAGGCCAGGAAGAGCGGCGCUGGCAGCUCCAAGGACUCCGACGUCAGCCCUUUUGAAGUGGCAAGGAAAUUGCUGGAUGGGCCGGGGACAUUGAGUUUGGCGGAUCAGAUGGAGUUGGUGUUCCAGGACUUGGACCUUGUGCCGCUGCUGGUGCAGGAGAAUUACGUGAACCACCGCCCAAGGGUUGCCCAAAAUGAGGCUCAGCGCAUGCGCGCCCUGGCCAAGGCUGCUGAGCUAAUAUCCGAUGGGGACAUGGUGAACGCGAGUGUGCGUUCAGAGCAGAACUGGUCCCUCAUGCCCUUCAGUGCCUUUAUUGGAUCGGUGGCGCCGUCCAUGUGCAUGAGAGGAAACAGAGAAGUCUUUGGUUUGCAUCCAAAUGAGAUGAACUUUCCUCGAUUCACAGCGUGGCUGGGGAGCAAUUCGACACAGGGCAAGCAGCGGCGGCUCCUUGGAGAGAGCACGACCCGGAUGAUGGCAGGCAUGGGGCACUCCCUGAAUGCAGGGUCUGUCCGGUUGAGUUACAUGCCUACCCUGCGGCAAGUGCUCACCAGUCCUCUGUGCAAAGAGGGAGAGGAAGCCAUAGAGCGAGUGGCAGCCACCAUGCAGGACUACUGUCUGUCAAAGCCAGAGUUCGAUUACAUCCAGGAUGUCACAAAGUUUAAGACAAAGUCUGAUUGGGGAAAGGACAAGUUCAAGGAUGUGGCAACCAAAGUCAAGUCUUCCUUCACAAGGCGGCUGAACAAGUCUGGAGCAAAGGCUCGCUGCAACCUCAUGGUGGAAGAUGGAAAGCGGACAACAGGCCGCGGUGCUGCAAGGUCUGCUGCUGCUGCCAGUGAGUCGCUGCUUGAUGAGGGCGAUCCUGAUGCUGUGCUAGAGGAAACCAGAGCGGAAGAAGAGGAGGAAGAGGGCUCCAACAUAGACAAGCAGAAGCUGCAAAAGUCCAUGACUCGGAAGGGAAUAUCUUUCGAACCGGCAGAGCAGAAGAAAAAGGGGCAGGGCUCUGGCAGGGGCAGGGGCUCAGGCAGGGGCUCUGGCCGGGGCUCCAGUCGAGGGAGGGGCUCAGGAGCCUCAGCCGCCUCCCAAACAUCCAGAGGCUCCAAGAGGGGAAGGGGAUCCAGGGGAUAA
Ostreobium quekettii is the source of this 3105-nucleotide messenger RNA. The record is from the annotation of a GenBank genome assembly. Lineage: Eukaryota; Viridiplantae; Chlorophyta; Ulvophyceae; Bryopsidales; Ostreobiaceae.